UAUCCUGUACGCCUUGCGUUUAUCCUGCCUCUUAUUAACAUAUAACAGCUUUGCUUAAUUCUUAACCCUAGUUUGGGUGUUGAGGUACAUACUAAGGCAGAAAACAUGUCGCUCACUUCGUAAACAAUUGCUUGUUUGUCAUUUAUAGGAAUACACAGACUGGUGCUGCUAAUCUGAAGUCAGGGAGGCAAUGGCGAAGGAGCAAGAGCUUUCCCUGCCAGUCCUUGAUGAGCUCGUCAAGGACUAUGCAGAGGGCAUCCUGGGUCAGACCACGGGCGCUUGGGAAAGAUGCAAUGCCAUGCGCCAGCUCUUUCUGGAUGGAGAUGUGGAUGCUGGUCUUGCUGUUAUGCGCGAAAUUUGCCCGACUGCGUUAGAGGACGUGCGGCUUAUGUUCCGUGCCAAGAAACAAAAGUUUAUCGAGCUACUGCGUUCAGGCGGAGGCCCUGAGGCAGCCCUAGCCUGCGCCCGCAGCGAGCUGGCCCCCUUGGCACUCGACGCCUACCCGGAGGCCUACGGAGAGUUCAAGCGCCUGCUGCUGAUGCUACUGCAGCCACCCGGUGACGCGGGGCGACAGAGCGGCGCUGCAUCCCACUCCGCUGCUGCCGCACCUGCUGCGGACGGUGAUAUCGGCAGCGGUGUGGAGGCCCCGCCCAUGUCUCCCGCCCAGCAUGGUGAGCAGAUGCAGCAGUCCAGCGGAGACUUCGUGGACCUGGCCUACUUCACCGUGCGGCACAUGCUGGGUCUGCAGCACCCGCAGCUGGGUCUGCUGCUGCGCUACCUGCUCCGACUGCACCUCGCAGCGCCGCCCCCGCCUCCCAACACCACCACAGCCGCCAGCAGCAGCGGCAGCGGCACCGCCUCCUCAGCAGCGGCGGUGGCGGGGGAGCUCGUACCGCGGCUGCUCUGCCUGCAGCCACCCGAACAAUCACUCGGGUUUGCCGGUUGCGGCGUUCGCGUCCCCCUCAGCACCAGCGCCCUCCUGCGGGACCCCCCACCGCUGCCGCCCGCGGCCUCCUCCGCCACGGCUGCUGCAGGCGGCAGUGGCGGUGUCGUUCCGCAGCCCGCUUCCUUCCCCGAAGCUGCCGUGCAGGCGGUGAUCCAGGGGGCGGCCACAACCCGGGCGGCAGCACUUGAAGCGCUGAGGCACGCGGGCGGCAACCCCCUGUCCGCCUUCCGGCUAGAGGUGGGUCGGCUGGUGCUGCACGAGCCGCUGCUGGCGGAGCUGGUGCUGGAGUACGGCGGCGUGCGGGGGCUGCUGGGGGGCCGGCAGGAGGGGGCGCUGCAGGUGAAGGCGGCGGAGGGGGGAGGAGCGGCGGCUGCUGGGGGAGCAGCAGCAGGGGGAGGGAGGGAGGUGAGGCAGGCCUGGGCGGGGCGGCCGGGGCGCGCGGAGGCAGGCAGUAGUCCACCCGCGAAGAUACCCCGCUGGUCGCCUCCCGCGGAUGAGGAGGGCGCGGGAGCUGGGACAGCGGCAGCGGCGGCGGAGGGGAGAGAGGCAGCUGUGCAUCCGCCGCCGCAGCAGCAGGGGCCCUCAACCUCAACCUCCGCCCCUGACGACCAGCAGCAGCUGCUGCUGCAGCAGCAGCAGCGACGGCUGCAUCACAUUCACCUUCGGCCUCAGGAGGGAAAGCAGCACCCGGGCGGGGGGGCAGGCAGCAGCGGGGAACUGAGUGGCGGAGGUGUAGCCAUGGACGCCGGGAGAGGAGCCGCCGGCAACGGUUUCGGGGUUGAUGGUAACGGCAGCGGCGGCGGUGACGGCUCCUCGCAGCCUCCUUUGCAGGGUCGGGAGCUGUUGAGCCGGCUGGUGCAGCUGGCCCAGGCGGGCGACGCGGAGGCGGUGUGCUCGCUGGUGAGUGCCGCCGACCCGGGCUUCUGGUCCGACCACCCCGCGCUGCUGUUCGGCGUGCGGCGGUGGCAGUACGGGCGGCUGCUGGCGGGGGGACGGCUGGGGGAGGCGCUGGGGCUGGCCAGGAGCGAGCUCGCCCCGCUGGCCAGCGCGCACCCGACCCUGCUGCCGCGGCUCAAGGACGCCAUGGCUGCACUGCUACCAGGGGCGGAGGGUGCGGAGGAGGGCGCUGCCACUGGAGCGGUGGUGGGGUCGGGGGUGGCAGCUGCUGCUGUUGCCGGUGAUGGUGGCGGUGCUGCCUGCUCGCUGGUAGCGGUGGCGGGGCAGGUGGUGGCGGCGCUGCAGCCGCGGCUGGGGCUGCGGGGGCCACGACUGGUGGCGCUCAUGGAGGUGCUGCUGGCCAGUCACCGCACCUGGAUGCGCUCGGAGCGCCUGUCCGAGGACCCCUUCGCGGCCGGCAUGAGGAUAGGUGCGCUGCAUGGGACAGCAGCAGCCGCCGGGACGGCGGAAGUCGGCUGUGUCGCGGCGCCAGGGUCGGCUUCCGGCGCCAGUGGUGCUGAGCUGGGUGCGGCUGCUGGUGGGGCUCCGAUUAUGAGUAGCAUGCAGCGUCAGCGGCAACAUCUACGGAUGAUGGGGGCCCGCGUGCCGCCCUGGCCCAUGGAGGGCAGGGAAGGCGAGGACAUAUAUAGGCGAGACACGCUGGGAGCCUUGCUCAUCGGCAUGGGGCCGCCCGGAGGUGCUGGCAGCGGCGGCAUGGGGCCUGUUGCCGGCGGCGGCGGAGCCACUGCCAUAGGCUAUGCCGGCGGCGGCGAGGUAGAGUACCGCGGAGGCUUUGGUUACGAGGAGGUCAUGCAUCAUGCUGACGACGACGAUGAGGAGGACGUCAGCGAGGGUGACGGCGGUGGUGGCAGCGCGGACAUGUACGACGAGGCUGCUGUACUGCAGGUGAUGGAAGUGUUGGAGCUGCCGCGGGGGGCCGCCAUUGAGUUGCUGGUACGGCAUCACGGAGACGUGCAGGCUGCGGUGCUGAGCAUGAUGCAGUGAGGGGGGAAAGGGGUGCAUUGUUGGCAGGAAGCUUCAUACCAGCUAGAGGCUGUCUGUAGCGGCACAUGGAGCGGGAGGUUAGGAAUGGAUGUAGCAGUAAAGGUGUAAAGGUUCCAGCCACAUGGGAGGAGACAUGGUGGCGAGAAUGCGGAUGUUUGGGGUCAGGAGCCAGGCGCGAUGUGGACGUAUCAUGCCGUGUGAGCCUUAGGGGGCGCCAACGUGAAGUGGUCCUGAGCAGGCGGCUGGGUAGGGGUAAGUGCUGCAGUUGUUUCACCGGUUUUACGCUUCUGUAGUGGGAGAGGCCUGGUUAGCAGGCUCAAGGGAGUGUAGGAAGGUUGAGAAUGCAGCACACCUCAGUUUAUGAAUGACCAUGGGGCUGGAGUGCACUGGUAGGCUUAUUGUGCCUCAACGCCAGUCAUGUUACAGCAGGUCGCGCCCGAACCAGGCCAACCAACCGGUGCCCAACUAACCAUUGUGAAAUAUCCAUUGCAAAUUGUCCGUUGCAACGCAACAAAUGCAAAC
Messenger RNA from Astrephomene gubernaculifera, 3409 nucleotides. Lineage: Eukaryota; Viridiplantae; Chlorophyta; Chlorophyceae; Chlamydomonadales; Astrephomenaceae. The record is from the annotation of a GenBank genome assembly.